This is a messenger RNA of Lactuca sativa (garden lettuce), 1663 nucleotides long. RefSeq lists its product as uncharacterized. The record is from RefSeq and is a predicted model, not a curated record. NCBI's taxonomy places the organism in Eukaryota, Viridiplantae, Streptophyta, Magnoliopsida, Asterales, Asteraceae.
AGUCAUAAGCUUACGAAAGCAAAGCAAAAAAAAGGAGAGAAACAAAUGGGGUUCUCCGUAGUCCGUACUCGUCACAGCCGCCCAACCGGCUGCGCACGGGCUCACCUUGACCCUGGUGCGUAGUACCGUUCUCGGCGCAUAUUAGCCUGCGCCACCUCCCCCACCCUAAGCGGUGGCCUCAUCUUUCUAGAUCUCUAAGUCAGCCGCACACCUCUCUCUUCCUCCCCCGUCCACCCUACCUUUAUCAACACCCACCUAAUCCUCAAUUCCUUCAUUAUGUUUCCACCUCUCAUCACCACCAUCACCACCACCACCACCCACCAUCGCCCCUCUUUCCGUCUCCUCCCCCUGCUAACCUGCGCAUCACACCAUGACCAGCUCGCAUUCACCUUCUUCAUCGCAAGAUCCGACAAACCCAACACCGAUUCUCCUCGCUGCACCACCACAGACCUCAACAGCAUCUUCCCGACGCCUCCCACCACCGUGCUGGUCACAAGACGAAACUGCAGCGCUUAUCGAUGCGUAUCGUGAUAAAUGGUACUCUCUCCGACGAGGCAAUCUACGCGCAUCACACUGGCAGGAAGUCGCCGAUGACGUCGCAAAUCGAUGCCCUUUGUCAUCCGGCAUCCCGCAGAAAACAUCCAUUCAGUGCCGUCACAAGAUGGAGAAACUUAGAAAACGUUACCGUGCAGAGAUCCAACGCGCCGCCGCUACCCCCAAAGGCCACCGGUAUCCCUCCUCAUGGGUUCACUUUAAACGGAUGGAUUUGAUGGAAAAGGGAUCCUCUUCUUCCGAUCCCGAUGCGAUGAAUCAGGAUGAGGAUGAUGAGGAAGAAGGAGAUCGAGACGUUGACAAUCAAGACGGUUUGUUAUUAUACCCUAGAGGAAUCAAACAAGAUAUCCCUCUCCCCCCACACCAACGAUUUUACAGUUCGAUUGAUAAUGGUACCGGACACUUAAACGGAAACGAAAACGGGUUUCGGAUUAAGAUUCCCGGCCGGGCUAACACCGCUGCCGUUCCACCGCCAUCGGCCGGGAUGAAUAUGUAUAAUAACAAUAAUAGCGCAUACGACGACUACCCACCUCCCGUGAAGUCAAAUUACGGAUUAGGAAAGGGUUUGAGAGAUGGGUAUGCUAAGGGAGGGUUUGGAAUUGGGAAGGAUAGAGGUGGCGGAAUCAAGAGGAGGGAGGAGGUGACCGGAAAUAGCAAUAAUCCGGUGGAGGAUAUGGUGACAGCUAUAAAGAUGUUGGGAGAUGGGUUUAUGAGGAUAGAGAGGAUGAAGAUGGACAUGGCAAGGGAGCUUGAAUCCAUGCGAAUGGAAAUGGAGAUGAAACGGACAGAGAUGAUUCUGGAUUCACAGCAGAGACUCGUGGAUUCGUUUUCAAAAGCAGUUUUUGAGAAGAACAAGAAGUUGAAGAGGAUGCCUACACCAGAGUCUUGAAAAUGGAGUUCGUUUCCUAAACUUUACUUUCAAAUGUUUUUUUUUUUUUUUUUUUUUCUUUUGUAAGUUUGUGCUAAUUGUGAGUAUUAGCAGUAGGAAAGUAGUCAUAGAUAAGAUCAAAGCUCUAAUAAGGAUAUCAUGUUUCUUGAUUACUUGAAAUUGUUGCUUAUGAUCGAAAACAAAAAGGUUAUUCAUUCUCUCAAACGACUAAUUGCUUCUUCA